UUGGACAAACGUUUCACCCCAAAAAGAGAUUUCGCGGCCCGCCCCCUUCGCUCAAUUUUCGCCCCAAAACUUGAUGAACUUGUUUGUGACGGUUUUUUUUAAUCCGGACGAACAACUCACUAAUCGCGAUGUUUUGCUCUCACGACUUGGAGUCUUCAUUUAGUGAACCGGGAGCUCGCGUGUCUAGCGAUGCGCUAAACUUGUGCUUGGAGUCGCGUUUGCGACAGUGGUGACAGGCAGGCAGGCAGGCAGGCAGGAAGGCGGCACCGAAAAGCCUUCAACUUGUGUAAUCGGCUGCUGCACAAGUUGCGCGGUGACGUCGAACGUCAACACCAGGUCUACUAGUAGCUGCGGAUGUUGCCGUCGCAACCAUGGAGAGUACUGCCAUCUUCUUGGACCCGGACCCAGAUGGCAGCGCCGCUCCUAGAUGCACCCUGGCGUCCGUAAGACGGCGGGCCUGGGCCAAGAGUAGGGACUCCACUUGGCAGGAAACGCAAAAAGUCCAGACGUUUGAAUCCCAGCAGAAAUCCCCUCACGAAGUCCCGCCGGACUGCAGUGAGUCCAACAGAGCUCCGAAGAAGACCUCUGAAGAACCAGGACCCAACAAGAUCACCUGCUGGCUUGACCAAUGCAGGACGCCGCUGGCCGUGUCGCUAGACGAUCAGAGCGCACCGGCGUGCAAAGGGGCGGCCAGGAACGGCUGCAGCUUUGAAGAUGACCUUUCGCUGGGAGCUGAAGCCGACCAUCUUCAGUCCAUCGACAAGAAGACGGGAACCCGUGGCGGUCUGGCCGCCGAUCAGAAGAGGGGUCAGUACAAAGAAAAAGGCCGAAGUAUGAAUUCCACCGGCUCCGGAAAGAGCAGCACCGUGUCCAGCGUGUCGGAGCUGCUGGACCUGUACGAGGAAGACCCGGAGGAGAUCCUGCUGAAUUUGGGUUUCGGGAGGGACGAGCCCGACAUGUCCUCCAAGAUCCCCUCGCGCUUCUUCAGCAGCUCGUCGGCGGCGCGGGGCAUCGACAUCAAGGUGUACCUGGGAGCUCAACUUCAGCGGAUGGAGCUGGAGAACCCCAACUACGCUCUGACAAGUCGCUUCCGUCAGAUCGAGGUCUUGACCACGGUGGCCAAUCAGUUCAUCCAGCUUUACGGCCACGUGUCGGGCCAGCCCGUCCAGAACGUUGGCGGCGGCGGCGGCGGCGGCGGCAGAGAUCAAGCAGGUGGAGAGGUCGUCAAGGAGCCCGGGGCGCCCUCGCUUUUCCAGAGGAAGAAAUCGGCUCAGAAUGUGGCCGACCGUCUGAAGAAGAGCCUGAGCAAGCACAACCUGCUGACGGCGUCGCCGGGCCGGCCGGCCGACGGGGCGCCGCCCGCCCCCGCCGAAGCGCCGGACGUGGCCGACGGGGACGCGCGGCCCGCCGACAAGCACGUCCGCAAGAAGGACGGCUGCUCGCUGGCCACCGUCACCGAGGAAGGCGAGAAGGAGCGGCGCGCGCACCCCCGGCAAAACGGCGGCGAACCCGAAUCGGACGGUCCGAGCGCAGAUGACCCGCGGGCCCCCGAGAAGGCGCUGGCGCCGACCCUGCUGGCUCAGCUGCGCACGGAGAACGCCGACUCUUUUGACAUGGAGGAGAUUCAGAGUAUCGAAGGCGAAGCUCUCCUGUCCGGAACGUCCAGAAGCUCGGACCUGCUGCGGACGACGAGCCAGCAGUCGGACAGCAGCGGCUUCGCCGAGGAGACGUCCUCGCCGGACGCCGCCGGCAACCUCAAGGUUCAGGAGAGCAGCGACAGCUGUGACAGCGAAACCACGGUGACAUCACACCCCUCGCAGGACGUGACCACCCCCGUGGCUCCGAAACAGUUCGACUUGCCCGACGUGCGGACCGAAGAGUCGCCGCCACCCGCUGCCUGGGCCGGGACGGCCGCCCAAGAAACCGAGAGUUCCCGGAAGCGGGAAGACGAUGGAGAAGGCCAUGAAGAGUCCGAGCCGGUGCCGCAGUACAAGGCCCACCAGCUCCCCAAGAACAUUGCGGCGGGACAUGACGCCCCAGAACCUCAGCAAGAUCCCAAACAAGAAGAUGCCCGAGCUUCUCAAGAUGACUCCCAGAAGGAUCCACCGCCCUCCGAGCCGUUGGAUUCGCCGCCCUCGGAUCCGCCGCCCUCGGAUCCGCCGCCCUCGGAUCCGCCUCCCUCGGAUCCGCCGCCCUCGGAUCCGCCUCCCUCGGAUCAGCCGCCCUCGGAUGUGCCUCCCUCGGAUGUGCCUCCCUCGGAUCCGCCGCCCUCGGAUUCGCCGCCCUCGGAUCCGCCUCCCUCGGAUCAGCCGCCCUCGGAUCCGCCGCCCUCGGAUGUGCCUCCCUCGGAUCCGCCGCCCUCGGAUCCGCCGCCCUCGGAUCCGCCUCCCUCGGAUCCGCCGCCCUCGGAUCCGCCUCCCUCGGAUCCGCCUCCCUCGGAUCCGCUGCCCUCGGAUCCGCCGCCCUCGGAUCCGCCGCCCUCGGAGCUUUCGCAAUCGCUUUCCUUGGGUCCCGCGCCGUCAGCUCAUGCCUCAAGUCUUCAAGCCGCUGCAGCCCGGGCUCACCCUUUCCGUCUCCCUGCCUCGGACUCCCCCGUCCUGAGUGCGCUGAGUCGCGUUAAGCAGCGUUUGGGUGAAGCGGGCCCGCGCUCGAGCCGAAGGUGUCCUCGAAGCGGUCUUCCCUUGCAGAGGUCCUCUUCUCUCCCAUCCUCGCUGCCGUCCCCCACCAGGGUGGUCUCGUCCGUCAAGGUCCAGUUGGGGCCGGACCGGGCCUUUAGCAGUCAGCCCCGCUACGCCUUCCGCUACGUCCGGGAGCCCGACGACGAGCCGGAGCGGGCCGACUCGCCCACCUGCAUUUCCACCCUGGUGAUCCAGAACGCCGCCACGUCCGACGAGCGAGACGCCACCGCCGCGCCGCGUCCCUUCGAUCGCUUGUCCCGCCUGCUGGGAUGCGCCAGCCCCCCCGCCGAGGUGCCCUGGAUCAGCCAGAGCGUCCCGAAUCUUUCGUCCGCUCGGGAGCCGCUCGGACACCGUCGGCAGGGCGGGACCCCGCUCCCGGGACGAGAUAUCUUCCUCUCCCCGAACCCCAGCCCCAGACCGCAGACCCCUUUGUCCGCCCCCUCCUUCAACCCGUCCCUGCUGUACAGCACGCCCCCGCAUCCCUACGCCAGCCUCCCCAACAUCCUCCAGCCUUAUUCCAACCACUUCACCUUCACCCCGCCUCCUUUGGCUACGCCGCCCCACUACGCCAGUCUGUGGAACCUACCUUUGGGAACUCCCCCCGUGCACCCGUACCACGCCGGCACCUACCACAUGGCACACCCUUUCGUGGCCCCGCCUUACCUGGGUUACCACGGUUACGACCCCGGAACCUUCCCCCCGUUGGCUCCGGACCCGGCGGCGCAUUGGGGUGGCGGACUCCCGGGUCAAGCCCAGUGUCCCGGCCCCCACCACGGUAUCGGGAAUAACUCUAACCCUAAUCUGGGUCAGAGCCCCCACCCGGGUGUCGGCCAGGGUUACGGCCCCUACCCCGGCGCCGUCAACGGCCCUCAUCUGGGUCACGGUCUCGCUCACAGCCCCUACCUAGGCGUCGGCCCGGGAACCUACCCGGGUCUGGGCCCGGGUCUCAGUCCCGGUCAUGGCCUGCACUCGUGUUCGAGUCUGGGAUCCGGUCAGGUGUUGUCUGGGACGGAGAUGCAGCUGAGGAGGGUCCUUCAUGACAUCAGGGGGACCGUUCACAAUCUCAACCAGCAGCGCGUCAACGCCUCGGACGUCCGUCCCGAAGACCCCCGCCGAAAGGACCUGGACGAGCUGCGGCAGAAACGGCGCAGCCUGGCCGCCUUCCGGACGCAGAUGCUCCAGCUGGAGUUGUCGCUCGUCCGCCAGCAGGCGCUGGUCUACAAUCAUCUGAGUCCCGCCGACAGGCUGGAGGUGGAGCAGCUGGAGUCUCUGCGUUCGGCCGUCAGAGACGAACUGCUGGCGUUGGAACAACAGCUGGAGGACAAACUGAUGGAGCUGACGCAAGACGCGGGGCCGCCCAAGGGCUUCGGCGUCGGCUCUGACGAGGCAUCGGCCAGCUCGGCGCUGCGAGCCGUGGAGCCGGUGUCGGACCUCCUGAGGGAGCAGUUCCUCCUGCAGUCGGAGCUGAGCGACGACCGGCACGCCGCCUCCUCGGGGCCCCCCCUCGGCCCGGGGCCGGGCGCCGGCGGGCCCGCCGUGUACCGGGCAUCCAUCAACAUCACCCCGGUGCCGCCCCCUCGCCCCGACAGGCGGCGGGAAGAGGAGGCGCCGGGGGCGGGACGAGGCCACGGCGACGCCCUGCGCCUGCUCAUCGCGGAGGUCGGUGAGAGCGUGAAGCGGGAAGAGAUCUUAAAGGAGCCGUCGGCGCCCGACGGGGCGCCCCGCCUGUAGUCCGGCCGGCGCGUCUGCAGCCCCGCGGGAGAGCAACACUGAACGUCGACUACACUGUGCAGCGCCCGCCGGCCCGUGGCAAAACCAGCACCGAGCGACCGGCGAGCACUUUCACCUUUGCUUCGGUUUGCUUCAGCCUUGAACGCCCGCCGACACGAACGCCCCAAGCACGAGCCGUCUGGACGUCAGCGGGAAGCGUACCUGCUCGUCGCACCGGCGCCGGCCCGAGCCCGUCAUUAUUGGGAUCAAAAAGUAAGACCGGGAGCAGCUCGCCGCUCAUCAGGACCGGUACCAACACAUUGAACCAAAUCCACCGACCGGGACCUCUUCUGUGCAGCGGCGAGUAGGGCCGGCUCCGGUCAACGGGGGCAGCGAGUCGGACCCGGACCGCUCGACGAGACUCGUAUCCGAAAAUCAGAUCAGUAAACGCAACCGAGCCCUGUAAGAAGAAACGAUUUGCCGAGGCAUCGGGACCUCGAAGUGGACCCGGUCGCCAGGACCAGAAUCGGAACCAGCAAACGCAUCUUCAGAAAAUUGGACGAGGAACCGUAGAAGCCAGGACCACUCGGACCAAAGACCAGUAACCUAACAGCACUGUUUAGUUUAGUUUUUUGUCUCUUUUUUUCGUGGGAAAGAUUGGGAAAGAUGGUGUUCGUGAGUAGUGAGAGAGCAAAUGUGUGCGUGGGCUAAAUCGACGUUUCCAUGAAUACACUCCAGCAUCGUCGCUUGUGAAAGGAGUUGCCGCGCACCGCCGUCGGCCGCGAGCGUCCUUUUAGCCGUACCGUGGGUGGUGUUCAAACACGACCGCUGAGAAAAGCUCUUGGUUGUUUGCUAACAUGAUCACCAACAGGCUAGUGAUAAGUUUGGGGCUAGGCAGCUACCGCUAAACAAAAAUUGACGUUCCUCGCCAUGUUGCUCAUCUGUUGGCGUUGUUGAUUUUGUACUGAGCCGGUCGCGUUGAAAUGACAUGCUACGUGUUAGCCGAGGAGACAUCUUUUGUUGACUAGCGUGCGUGCGAGCAACGCGUCAAGGCUUGUUCAAAUUGAGUUAGCUAUUAUAGCUAGUAUGCCAACCGAACAGCUAAGGAGGAGGCCGUUUAUUGAUGGUCCAGAUGUUUGUUUUUUUUAAAUCAUCAUUCAGAACAUACAGUUCAGAGAGGGAAAAAAAGGGAUGUUCGCCUGUUCGCUAAUCUAUUAGCGUCAUCUGGUUUGCGCCACAUUUCUGAGCUAUCUCACCGUUAUUUUAUCGACACUAUGUUCAUAGCUACGGUUCAUAGCUAAAAUAUGGACGGACACGUUUGUUAUUGGUGGAAAUGUUGAAGUCCAGAUGGGGCUGAAAGGGUUGUUGCGCGUAUGUUGUCAAAUGAGG
Messenger RNA from Hippocampus zosterae (dwarf seahorse), 5777 nucleotides. It is a transcript of the gene itprid2, whose product is annotated as ITPR interacting domain containing 2. The record is from RefSeq and is a predicted model, not a curated record. Gene Ontology annotation, molecular function: signaling receptor binding. The coding region runs from base 372 to 4409 and encodes 1345 amino acids. NCBI's taxonomy places the organism in Eukaryota, Metazoa, Chordata, Actinopteri, Syngnathiformes, Syngnathidae. The transcript has 22 exons.